Molecule: messenger RNA, 1108 nt
Organism: Varanus komodoensis (Komodo dragon)
Lineage: Eukaryota; Metazoa; Chordata; Lepidosauria; Squamata; Varanidae
Gene: S100A1
Product: S100 calcium binding protein A1
Exons: 4
Coding region: 145-693 (182 amino acids)
Biological process (GO): endothelial cell migration
Cellular component (GO): extracellular exosome; cytoplasm
Molecular function (GO): transition metal ion binding; calcium ion binding
Source: RefSeq, a predicted model, not a curated record
UCAUUCGGCCGAGCGGACGGCGGGGCCGGGCUUUGUUCACGCGCUGCCGCGGCCGAGGCUCUCCGGGCGGUUUGCGGCGUCCCGAGCCGGGGGCUCGGCCACCGAGGGGCCCCCCGUUUCCUCGCCGAUGCCUGGACUGGGCUCAUGGGAUCGGGAGGCGGCAGUCGGCGGCGUGGAGCACAGCGGAGCACGGCGAAUGCAGAAACUCCCAUUCAAGAGGGAGGAACAGAAGAGCGAGGGACAGGUGCCUUUGGGCUCACAGUGCUAGGCGUUCCCUUCCUGGGAUCACCUGCACAAACACAGGGACAGCAGGAGGAAGCGAAAGACAUGGCAGCCACGACCACCGGCCAUCCCGGAACCACGGGCAGCCCGGACUGCUUUCCGCACUGCACCCUGGAGCACGCGGUGAAGACCAUCGUCGACAUCUAUCAUCAGUACUGCGUCCGCGACAACAAGGACGACCUGCUGAGCCUCAAGGACCUGAGGGAGCUCCUGAAAUGCCAGGCGCCGACUUUCCUCGCUGCCUGCAACCGGAGCCAUCCUGGCUACAUUGAAAAGCUCUUCAAAGAGGCAGAUGUUGAUGGGAACAAACAGCUGACCUUCGAGGAAACGAUCAAGGUGUUCGCGCUCCUGGCUGACGACGCUCAUCGCAUCAGUCACGACGAGGACCGCUGCGGCCCAGACAAGGACUGAUAAUCCCCAGUGGCUGAACCGGCAGCCCCUCGCAGCACAUCUGCUGGAGCUGAUUGUUCCCCAAAUCCUUCCUGAUAACCCACCGCAUGCCCAAGGGCCAAAGUGGAAGACGAACUGGAGACAGGCAAUGACCAAUUCUCCAUUUCUCCCUCGGUCAAAAGCUUCUGCCUGACUGGUUCUCCUCCCACUUUUUCCUCUUUUACAUCACCUUCCCCAGCUGCUUUUCUCUUUGCAGGGGAAAAGAUACCGAGCAACGCCAUGCACCUUUUUCCCUGCUGGAAAAAACAAUUUGGAAAACUGUGCAUCUUCUAUGUAAUUUGGCUCAUGCUCUGUUCCCAGCACACAGCGGCAGAUUCCGUUUGGUUUUGGCAGCAUGUUGAUGCGAGGAAAUAAAACCACCAAAAUCGCCCACGAA